AUGCCUCGAAUUACUAGAAGAUCUAAAGGACAGCAGUUGACCAGCUUGACACCCACAGCUCCAAAACCUAGAAGAAAAGCCAGUUCAUCAAAAGCUCCAUCUUCGUCUUCAGCCGCAGCCGCGCCAACUCCGGUAGAUGAUGAUGGGACGGGACCAGUAUAUUUCUGGAAACCGCACGAGGUACCAUUCGGUAUCUUUUCCCAAUGGUACGAGGAUGAAUUUACCGCUCCUUUCGAUGGGGAACAAAUGAGAUUCGGUACAGCAGAGCAAUACAUGAUGUAUAGCAAAGCGGUGUUAUUCAACGACCCAGAUACCGCGGCAGAAAUAAUGAAAACCAUGAAUCCCUCGACCCAGCGCGCCCUAGGCCGUAAAGUCCGGAACUUCACCGAUGUAACGUGGGCGGAGAAUAGGUCCCGGAUUGUGGAAGAGGGGAGUUAUUGGAAGUUCAAGAAGGAUCCGAGCCGGCUCUUGGAAACGGGUGAUCGGGAGAUGGUCGAGGCGAGCCCCCGGGACAGGAUUUGGGGUAUUGGCUUUGGGCCCAAGAAUGCUGAUGCUGGAAAGAGGGAUAAGUGGGGUAUGAACCUGUUGGGGAAGGCGCUGAUGGAGGCGAGGGACAGGCUCAGGAGGGAAUUAGAGCCAGAGGUGGUGGAAUCGAAGGGGAAGGAGCAAGGCUAACUGAGGGACAAUUGCCACCAUGGGGGAACUCAAAGCUUAUUUGUUUGUGUGCACGCAAAUCGCGGAGGGAUGCCCAGCUGGAUCAUAUUUCCACCCUUCUCCCUUUCUCCGAUGCUUUCCUUACCUGCCUGAUCUAUUUUCUUUAUUUAUCGAUAUUUCUUUUCCCUCAACCUCCUCUUGGCUUUUGAUGGUGCAUAGCGAAAAUGAGGACAUCCCACAACCUCCGUAUCACAUAGCUUAUGCGGAGGAUUCCAGAAAUGGCGCAUGAGGGACCCGAGAUUACUUCAAAAAAAUUUUUGCGCAUUUUUUUCGC
This is a messenger RNA of Tuber melanosporum (Perigord truffle), 988 nucleotides long. RefSeq lists its product as uncharacterized. The transcript is spliced from 2 exons. The record is from RefSeq and is a predicted model, not a curated record. NCBI's taxonomy places the organism in Eukaryota, Fungi, Ascomycota, Pezizomycetes, Pezizales, Tuberaceae. The coding region runs from base 1 to 675 and encodes 224 amino acids.